GUUGGUAGUAGGAAAGUUCUCCGUCGACACUCGAAAGGAGUUAGGGGACGGGAGUGAGCUCUGAAGCGCAGCAUCAUCUUCCAUCACGAGCGAAACUGGAGACGUUGGGUAUCCAUAUUUGAUUUAUAGCUUGAAGGCAGGCAAACCGACGCCCCACCUCUCGUCUGCCCUCCUCUCGCCCAGUGGUACUCUCACAUCGACUUCCGUCGGUGGAGAAAUAGGAGGGAGCAGUCAAAGGGGCACUUAAUUUUGUUUACACUUUCCCCCUUCCAUUAACGGGCGGAACUGAGCUGCGAGCAUAUUUGUCGGCGUUCUCUCAAUCGCUGAUCAUCUACGGAGAUUGCAGGAUUAUGCGGCAGAGCAUACGACGACAUCUUUUACUUGCAACCAGAUACUACUCUAGAAUUUCUCCUCCUCCACCUGCUUAUGCCAGGCCUGUCAUUAGAGUUUCCAACAACGUAGCGCAGUUGGGUAGUCCUAAAGAAGGCUCAAAGCCCCGGCAGCUCCUAUCGCUGCCCCCAUUUCCUGGCUACCCUUUGCCCAGGAAGAAUCAGAUUGGUUUCUCUGGGGAGUCAACUCACGUCACUGCCAUAACAUGGGUCAAGCAUUACUUUGAUGAAAUUGAAGAUUCUGUAAUUCAGUCCCAUUUCAGAAAAGGUCUUGUCCAGGUGCAAUGUCCACAAUCAGGUGGCUUGGAUGGAGAAGGAAAUUUGAAACCUAUGAGAAAGAUUAGGAGUAAUGAGAUUAUGGAAACUGGGGCACGAGUCCAUAUACCUGUGUCCGUUGCAGAGAUGAGGGUUUCUAGGAGAUUUGACACUAUUCCAAGUGGCACAUUGCACCCAAACGCGGAUGAAAUCAAGUAUUUGCAAAGACUUGUCAAGUACAAGGAUUCUGCUAUUCUCGUGUUAAAUAAACCCCCCAGACUACCCGUCAAGGGGAAUCUUCCAGUUCAUAAUAGUAUGGAUGCGUUGGCGGCUGCUGCAUUAUCUUAUGAUUAUGAUGACGGUCCCAAGUUGGUUCACCGUUUGGAUAGAGAGAGCAGCGGGAUUAUCUUGAUGGGGAGAACAAAGGAAAGUGUAGCCCACCUUCAAUGGCUAUUUAGCAAUAUAAGAAAUGCGAAAUCUUCAUGUAAGGCUUGGGACGAGGCGUGUAAUGCAACAUAUCAAAAGUAUUGGGCAUUAGUAAUUGGUUGUCCCAGAGAAAGAGAAGGCCUAAUCUCGGCUCCCUUGUCAAAGGUGCUUCUUGAUGAUGGGAAGACCGAGAGGGUUGUCUUGGCAAACAAAACAUCCUUGGAAGCUUCUCAGGAGGCAAUCACUGAAUAUCGUGUGCUUGGUCCCACAAUAAAUGGUUGUUCAUGGAUUGAACUAUGCCCACGUACGAGCCGAAAGCAUCAGCUACGGAUCCAUUGUGCUGAAGCUCUGGGCACACCUAUUGUUGGCGACUACAAAUACGGUUGGUUUGUACAUCGGACGUGGAAACAAAUGCCCCGGGUCGACAUCGAGCCAAUAAGUGGGAAGCCAUACAAGUUGCGAAGGCCGAAAGGGUUGGAUGUGCAAAAGGGGAGUGUUUUAUCCAAGGUGCCCUUGUUACAUCUUCAUUGCAGAGAGCUUGUUCUUCCCAAUUUAGCGAAGUUCCUUAAUGUUUUGGAUGACAAAAGGUCGAUCAGCCACCACCGGGUAUCUUACUUCAACUCAGAUCUCUUACGUUUUGUAGCAAGAAUGCCUUCCCAUAUGAGAAUUAGCUGGAAUUUGAUGUCUUCCUAUUUAGUAUGAGUAACUUAGAGUUAUCAUAGGUGGAUCGUAAUAGGAUUAUUUAUUCAUUUGUUGUGUUUUAUUUUUCGGUUAAAUUAUAUAUUUAGCGAGUGAACUUCUCUUAAUCACUUUCUCACGAGACUUAGUACAAUUUGAGACAGGAAUGUUUGGGAUGUCCUAACUA
This is a messenger RNA of Cucurbita moschata (crookneck pumpkin), 1935 nucleotides long. Its product is annotated as RNA pseudouridine synthase 3, mitochondrial. Gene Ontology annotation, biological process: pseudouridine synthesis. The transcript has 10 exons. The coding region runs from base 351 to 1772 and encodes 473 amino acids. NCBI's taxonomy places the organism in Eukaryota, Viridiplantae, Streptophyta, Magnoliopsida, Cucurbitales, Cucurbitaceae. The record is from RefSeq and is a predicted model, not a curated record. Gene Ontology annotation, molecular function: RNA binding; pseudouridine synthase activity.